This is a messenger RNA of Hordeum vulgare subsp. vulgare (domesticated barley), 949 nucleotides long. RefSeq lists its product as uncharacterized. The coding region runs from base 1 to 567 and encodes 188 amino acids. NCBI's taxonomy places the organism in Eukaryota, Viridiplantae, Streptophyta, Magnoliopsida, Poales, Poaceae. The record is from RefSeq and is a predicted model, not a curated record. The transcript has 8 exons.
AUGAAGUUUUACGAAAACCCCCUCCCCCUUCCUCCGACAAACGUCGCGACCCCUCCGCUCCUGCUCGGUCGCCUCGCCACGCGCGAGCCGCUUGCUCCGUCGCCUCGCCACGCACACCGACGAGGGCACCGGCCGCUUGCUCCGUCGCCCCGUCUCGCCGCCGUCUCCAUCGCCUAUCCGACCGCCGGCCGCCUUCUCCCGCUCGUCUCGCUUCUUCUCUUCUUCCUCACCAGGAGCUCAAGAUGGAAGGAGUCCCCUUUUCUUCAAGCUCGCGAUUUGCCGACUCCGGCGACGGCGCUGCCCCGAGCAUCCUCCGGCUCCGGCGAGGCUCCGAUCCGGCGAGGCGACGGUUACGCGGCUCUGCAGCUCGGGCGUGAAUUCGCAUCCAAGAGGAUGGGGUUGAAUCGCACCGUCGUGUUCAGGGGUUCCAAGAACACUGCGACAAGAUUCAAAUUAAUACGAAUGCGCGGAGCAACAAGGUUGGUGAGAUCAAGGAAUGGCCCCUCGGUGAGAUAUGCUGGUAUUUCACCGAUUCGUGGGAGCAAUUCCGUACCAGCGGUAUCAUAGAUGUGAUUGAUGGUUCGAGUUCGGAUCCUGCCAAGCUCCAGGAACCCGGGGCUGGUGUGUGUGCCAUCGCAGGAAGCGGCAGUUGAUGCUGAUCGGGUGUAUUUGGCUGCAAUCGAUAAGUUUGAUGCCAUGUUAUCCAAAAGCAACACUUAUGCUCUAGAAGUGAGUAAAGUUUGACAGAUGUUAUCACCGAGAGAGGGUAAGUUGGCAUGGGAAGAAGAAGAACAUGAAGAAUAUGAAGAAGAAGAAGAAUAUGAAGAAUGUGAAGAAGAAGAAGAAGAAGAAGAAUAUGAAGAAGAAGAAGAAUAAGAAGAAGAGUAUGAAGAAGUAAUGACCUUCUACAUCUUGUAAUGACCAUUAAUGAAGAUAUUAUUUCUCUCAA